AGCAAUGGAGGAGGACAAGGCCUCAGCUCAGGCCCCGGCCCCACUCACAGCCCAGCUCCCGGCCUCCGAGGAGGGUGACCGGCAGAGGAAGCGGGAGCAGGAGAAGCUCUCCGGGGUGGUCAAGAACGUCCACAGGAAACUGCGCAAGAAAUACCGAGAAGUGGGAGAUUUUGACAAGAUAUGGCGUGAACAUUGUGAAGAUGAAGAAACACUGAGUGAAUAUGCGGUUGCAAUGAAGAACUUGGCGGAUAAUCAUUGGUCCAAAAGCUGUGAGGGCGAAGGGCGGAUUGAGUGGUGUCGAAGUGUUUGCCAAGAAUAUUUCCUGAAUGGUGGAAUGAAGAGAGUGCUUGAAAAGGAUGAGAAAAGAGCCCGACUUGCAAUUUCUAUGGCUACUCCAGUCCUGAAUGUGCAAUCAACUGAGAGGAAUGAUGAUUAUCUCUCAUCCAACGGCAUAUUAACUAGUUUGGAUGCAAGGUUAGUGCGUCUUUCAGGAAAAAUCAGACUCCUGGAUGUCGGAAGCUGUUUCAACCCAUUUGUAAAGUUUGACGAAUUUCUGGCAGUUGGUAUUGACAUUGUACCUGCUGUAGAGAGUGUCUAUAAAUGUGAUUUUCUCAACCUCCAGUUGCAGCAACCUCUUCAGCUUGCUCAAGAUACUAUAGAUGCCUUUCUCAAGCGGCUAAAAGAUCCAAUCGACUCCCUUCCAGGAGAGCUGUUCCAUAUAGUUGUGUUUUCUCUUCUGCUGUCUUACUUCCCUGCCCCUUAUCAACGUUGGAUCUGCUGUAAGAAAGCCCAUGAACUUCUGGCACUUAAUGGCUUGCUUCUUAUAAUCACCCCAGAUUCCUCUCACCAAAACAGGCAUGCCUUUAUGAUUAAGAGCUGGAAGACUGCUAUUGAGUCUCUGGGAUUCAAAAGGUACAAGUAUGUGAAGUUCUCCCACAUGCACCUUUUGGCUUUUCGGAAAAUAUCUCUGCAGACAACAAGUGAUCUCGUCAGCAGAAAUUAUCCGGAGAUGCUCUAUAUUCCACAGGAUUUCAAUAAUAUGGAUGAAGAGGAAUACACAGACACCACUUGCCAAGUCCGUUCUGAAUUGGAAGAUGACCAGAUAGCUUACAGUUUUAUGGAGUUACCUGAUGCACCAUAUGACUCAGACUCAGGAGAGAGUCAGUCAAGCUCCAUCCCGUUCCAUGAGUUGGAAGACCCAGUGUUGCUUUUAAGCUAACUUCAGACUUCCAUUGCAUUUGCUACUAGAGCUGCUGUGUUGCCAAAAUAAUUCUGCUGCAUUAAUUCUUGUAUUGUAUGCAGAACAUGCAGUACAGUUUGCACAUAGAAAAUGUGAAGAGUUUACAAAAUGGGUAACUUUAUUUUCUACAACCCAUGUUGGAAAAAUAAAAGUAUUUUAGGGGUAUGCAACAAAUGGAACACUUGGUAAUGUCCUCAAGGAAGCAUCUCCAUUAGUAUGUUGCGCGUAUUCCCAGCAGUAUAAAUCGCCAUAAAUAAGAAAAAAGCUGACCAAAUAAUUCACAGACUAUGUAACUGAUGCUUGUGUUUUAUUAUCUAUGUGAAUUCACUACCCACUAUAUAGUUGCAGUGUUUCAGUCGUGGCAGUGCCAUGAAAUUGUUAACUGCAGGACAAUGAGGUACAAGAUGUGAAAUUCACAAACUUGAUCUGUUGUGUUAAUUCCAACUUUAUGUGUUGGAUUACAAGAUUCGCCAACAAGGAAAUUGCAAAUCCCCAAAUGACCAAAAUUGAAAAUAGGCCAAUAAGGAAAACAUUAGCAGUUUUUCUCAUCAGCUUUUUUCACACUGUUAGUUUCAGGUUCUCUGUUUUGGUGUAUUUCACCAUCAAUUUCACAAUCUGAUAUUUGCAAACCUUUGGACACAAUUAACACAUCAAUUGUGAUUGCAUUUUAGACCUAAUAACAUAUUUCAAAUUUAUAGAAACAAAAAGGUAGGAAAACAUGCAGCAGCAUAAAUCUGCCAAAGUCAAAUAAAAAGAUGGUACUUACAUAUAUGAUCAUAACAAGUUUUAUCAUAAUGCUCAUUAUUUUAUCCCUAUGUAGUUCCCAUUAUCAGCCAGGUUGCCCCCAGGGACAUUACUUAGACAGAUAGUGAAUUUGAAACUAUUGUUUUUAUCCCCUAAUUUUGUUGCAAUAGCAAAUUUGUAAGGAAGUAAAACAAACUUAUUUUAAGAAGGUGAACAUUACUUGCUGCCUAUAGUUAAGCUGUAUUUCGCACUAUUUCUGCAAACAAUUAUGCAGUUAGCCUCACAAAAUUCAAUGUUACAUUUUAUUAAUGAACAGUUUGCUCUGUUCAGUUUUUGAACAAACUGGUAUUGAUUCUGUUGAAAGGAAUAUGCCAUGUAGUCCUUGUGACCUUUGGCUGAAAAUGAUGACCUUGCACAAAACUGAAUUCAAUAUUGCUUGGUCUGUGGUCAACAUCGGUAAAGAAGUUUACAAGUAAAUUGAGGAACAAAACAGGAAAUCAAACCAAUAUGCUUCAUUCUUGGCCUCAAGCAAGGGCAGAUACCUGAAAUGUGUCUCUGAUGUCUUUGUCUCCAUAGAUCAGUGAAUAGUUGGUAGAUUUUUCUUACUGAAAUGCCUAGGGUUAUGUUAUUUUCUAGCACAUUAAACAAGGAAGGUGGAAUGCAUGCAUAUUGACCAGUUAUUAGAGAAUGGUACUUGAGUGAAAAAUCUGUGGUUGCAAAGUAAACAUUUAUGAAGAAAAUGAAAUUUGAAAGCUUGACUUUUUCUUAAUUGGGUUAUGCAUUAUUUGUGUACAAUAUAAAAUAGUAAAUGCUUUGUUGCUUAUAGUAGAUGGGCCACUUUUCAAUUAACGAUAAGGUUGCUUUCAAAUCAGAAAAUAACUUGCAUUCAAACUUAUUAAAUACCUUAUUGACAUGACAUUAACCUUUUUUGGAAAUAAAUUGUUUCAAAAUAGUGGCAUUAACACUCAGGAACAAUUAGUUAUAAGAAAGUUGUAAAUGGUUAUAUGUAACAUAACAGUCAGAAAUCUUCAACUUGCAUUGAAAUCCCCAGUGAUAGACUGCCAAACGGUACAUACAGAGCUCUGUACCAUUAAUUUACAUAUUGCCAAUCUUGAUCUAGAAAUGGCUUUCUAUUCUAGUGUGUGGUUUUAAUGGCCUGCAUAUACCAACAUUGCAGUAUUUUCAAGUCGCAUGAGUCAUUCCAAUCUUACCAUGUUCUAGCAUGCUCAGCAUUGAUGUCUAGUGUUUGAUUUACAGAUAUUCUCUAUGGCUCUCCAAUGAAUACUUAAGGUUUCCGUUGGAGAUAUUCCAUAGUCAGAAUUAAAUUAAUGCAAUCAUCGAUGGUGCUUUUAAAUAGAUAAAAAAAACAUUGCUUGACUUGGUCUAAAAUCAAGUAGACAUGGAUCCUUGGGAUUGUUUAAUCUACCUAGGUAUAUGAAAUAAUCAAAGAACGAUGAUAAUACUAAAAGAUGAGUAAUCUACGUUUCCUAUUUUGGUGGGCUCAAGAAUAGUAUCCUGUGAAUUCUCAUGAUGAUCUGUGAAACCUACUGCAUCUGGAUUUGAUGGCCUGGAUUGACAUUCAUCUUCGGUAUUUAUAUUUACACCAGUUGACCCCUAACCCUUUGUGUAUGGAAUGACUUAUGCAACUUAGAAAACACAUCUUUUAUUAAAUAUCUAGCAGAUUUCUGUAAAUUUCUCUUACUGAAUAUUUUUAUAUAAGAGAAUGUAUAAUUAUAAAAAGCAAUAAUUCUCAAUCUCUGGGCAAUUUAAAUUGAAAUCAUAGUUUUCAUUUUGGUGCAUUCCAUAAAGGGUUUAACUCCCAACUUUCUAGAGUUUUGAACAAUGUUGAUCACAACAAUAUUGGCAUUUUCAUUUGCUCUCUCCUGCACCCCCCCCCCCCCCCCACCCCCCACACUUUAUCCUUAAUGGUCAGAUAUUACUGGCUUCCCAGCUUCCAGCACUUCUAUUUCCAAAAUUCACAGGUACAUUGACAGCAUUCAGACAUGAGGACAUUGAAACCUGCAGUACAAAAAUAAUAAUAAUAAUCUUUGCAUUUGAUAUAGCGCUUUUAACGUCUUCUAGACAUCUCAAAGCGCUUCACAGAAUAUGCUGUUAAGUGAAUUGACUAUUUGUGGGCGAAACGCGGCAACCAAUUGCGCACAGCAGUGU
Molecule: messenger RNA, 4153 nt
Organism: Callorhinchus milii (elephant shark)
Lineage: Eukaryota; Metazoa; Chordata; Chondrichthyes; Chimaeriformes; Callorhinchidae
Gene: samtor
Product: base methyltransferase of 25S rRNA 2 homolog
Exons: 5
Coding region: 5-1219 (404 amino acids)
Biological process (GO): negative regulation of TORC1 signaling
Source: RefSeq, a predicted model, not a curated record